Syngnathoides biaculeatus (alligator pipefish) is the source of this 1877-nucleotide messenger RNA. RefSeq names its product glutamate rich 3-like. The record is from RefSeq and is a predicted model, not a curated record. The coding region runs from base 126 to 1424 and encodes 432 amino acids. Lineage: Eukaryota; Metazoa; Chordata; Actinopteri; Syngnathiformes; Syngnathidae. The transcript is spliced from 9 exons.
GAUUUUCUGGAACCAAAGUUGCCACUGAAGGGCUAUUUCGGAGUCCACCUUGUGGUGUCCGGGUCGAGGCGCUCCGCUGAGCACAGACACAAACCGAGGUCAUCUCUACCUCCAGCCACAUAGAUAUGACCCAGCUGGAUGAUCCAACAGCUCGUUCUCGCGGUGCAAACAAAGAUGACAUUUACCUACCAGCCAUCACCAGGAAGGCCUCAAAUUUCGCGUCAACCAGAGGAAGUCUUAGUCAGUCCUGCCCUUAUCUCAACCAUAGAAGAAGGGGUUCUUUAUCUUCAGUUAGCCUGCAGAAAACUCGAGGUUACGGCAGCAAACAAAGCUAUCUCAAUGCGCAAAGAGAGGCAAAGAAAUCCAACGUCACCGUGACCAUGCUCUACCUAGGACAAGGCCACCGGGGUUCACGGGUGUGGUCGAGUCAAGAUGAACUUAAAGUGCUCCAGCAAGUCAACAGAGGGGAGAACAUCUGUGUCUUCAAGGGCUGGGUGACUCCAGGAGACCUAUUCACCUUCGUCUCUCAAAGACACAGAGGAUUCCCCUUCAGUGCUUCCUUGUAUGUUAACGGCAUGAAGGUGGCGCGACUCAGCUCCUGCUGCGAGUACCGUUAUGCGCCCGGCUUCCAACAAGGCAAAAAGAGCUGCUUCCGGCUGUCCUGGCUCACUGGUGGGAUACCUUGUCACAGAUGCACAAGUCUUCGAAACAAAUACAGCUCUUGCCAAAAACUGAACGACAGCACAAAGGAAAGCUUAUUCCUCUCUCUAGUGCACAGCUCUGGCAAUGUCACAAAUGCUGUUGCAGUGGAAUCGUGUCCAUCAUCCCCCGUGUUUAUCCCAACAAAACUGAACAUUAAGUCAGCAGGAAGGACAAGAAGACAUGGCAAGGACAAGGAUGGUGGCUCCACAGACAGCGAGGAGCCCCCGGCCGCUGCUAUUAAAGAGUCCUCCAAAAAGAGGAGACGCAAGAGUCAAACUAAUCAGAGCGUGAGCAAAGACAAGACGGCUACAAGCAUCAGACGGGACAGUGAGAUCUCCCGGCGGCCGACCUUGUCCCAAAAAUAUGAGGGCCAAGUUUCAUCUGCCAGACAGGAGCUGGAGCACAAAGAAACAACUGGCAGUAGUGAAGCACAACAGAUCCAAAAGCUGAACAUCAACAAGACAAGCAACGUGCUCGACUUGUUACAGGAUGAGGAAGUAUUGACUAAGCAGACACUGGAGAAACCGAGGGAGUCAAAUGGGAAAAGCAGAAAUUGGGAUGGACGGACGGACUUCUAUGAACAAUGUGUGCAGAUGAGCGUGGAGCUGGAGAAGAGCCCAAGCAAGCACAACUGGCUCCAAGCAAACAUGUUACAGAGGCGUCGGCUCCAGAAGAGACUGGCGUUGAGCCCUAAAGCUCCAAACUCAGAUGUGGAGCAGUGAAGAGAGCGAGAUUGCAGAUGGAGAGCCUGAAAAAAAAAUGAACAGAACAAGGGAAGAGAGGAGAAGGAAGACGAAGUAAAUCCUGUUCAUGAACAAGACCUGCAAGCUCAGGUGUGUUCUGAACACAUGGAACUGUCUUUUUGGCUCCCGUUCUCCUUUGAAUAUGUGUAAUUAGUGGUGGAGCUAAAAUUGCCAAAAGAAAUGUUGUCUUGAGUCCUGAUGGAAUAGAUUUUUUUUUCUUGGCUCAAUCUUGAGUUUUUUUUUUUUUUUUAAUUUACAGAUUGCAACCUCAUCUUGUAAACAAUCCCACAUUGGUGUUGUGGAAAUGAAGUUUCACAAUUCUUGUUUUCACAUUAAACCCAGAUGAAAUGUAGGUGUGUGCGCUCACUGAUUUUGUAAUUAUAGGAUUCUACAUAAACCUCAUUAUGUUUGUUUCAUGAGAAAUCAAUGCAA